AAAUUACUUGAACUGGUAGUUCCAUCCCUAACACCACUUUCCAUAAGUUUUUGUUUUCAUUACAAAUUUCACAAUUUUGACAAAUAUUCGGUAAAAGGAUGCCCAAGGAGAAGUUAAAAUCCAGGAGAAGGAGUCGCAGUCGCGACAGGGACGAGACCACGCGAUACAAGGAGCGGGAAAGGGGGAGAGAACGCGACAGGGACCGAGAUUCUCGCAAGGAAAAAGAGAAAGAGCGCGAGCGUCGCAAGGACAAAAGAAGGGAUAACGAAAAGAGCACCAAACAUAGCAGCCGCAAACGACGGUCCUCCUCUUCUUCGUCCUCCGAAGGUAGCCCACCGAAAUCUCCACUCGCCACAAGCUCAAUGAAAUUGCUUCAGACCCUGGAGGCGCGCCGCCUUAAGGAGCAGCAGGAGCGCCAGCAAAAGAAGGAGGAGCUCAAGGCCCAGGAGACACCGGAGGAGAAGCGCGCCCGUCGCCUCCGCGAAAAGCAAGCCAAGGAGCAGCGGCGACGCCAGCGAAUGGGCUGGGACAACGAGUACCAAACAUAUUCCAACGAGGACAAUCCGUUUGGCGACUCCAAUCUCACCUCGACCUUUCACUGGGGCAAGAAGCUAGAGGUAGAGGGCCUCUCCAAUCUUUCCACCAAAACGGUGGAGGUGCUAUCUCUGCAAAAGCAACUGGAAAACCGUCGGGAACUCGAGAAGGUGAAGAAGCGGCGGCAGGAACGGGAGCUGGAACGACAGGUGCGCGAGGACGAUCUCAUGCAGCAGCAGCGAGCCAAGGAGGCUGUCCAGUUCAGAGAGUGGCAGCGCCAGGAAGACCAGUUUCAUCUUGAGCAGGCCCGUCUGCGCAGCGAAAUCCGCAUACGCGACGGCCGGGCGAAGCCCAUCGAUCUGCUGGCCCAAUACGUGGCCGCUGGCAAUGCUCCCCUGGAGGAAUCUCUCGAGAUGCAAAUGCACGAGCCGUAUAUGCUCCUCAGCGGGUUGCCCAUGGAUGAGCUCGAGGAUCUCCUGGUGGACAUCAAGGUCUACGAGGAGCUGGAGCAGGGCAAGCACAUUGAUUUCUGGAACGACAUGAUCACCAUCGUGCAGGACGAGCUGCAGAAGCAGCAGAAGAAGCAAGCCGAGAACAACUCUAUGAACCAGAGGCGAGACGGCAUCCACCAGAGCGUCGUGAAGGAUGUGGCGGACAUAUUCCGGGGCAAGAACACCCAGCAGCUGGACGAGAUGCGGCAGCGCAUCGAGGCCAAGAUCAGUGGGCGAGGGGAUGGCGUGGAUAUCAGUUACUGGGAGAGUCUGCUAUCCCAACUGAAGGCUCACAUGUCCCGGGCGCGUCUUCGGGACCGUCACCAGGCACUGCUUCGCGAGAAACUCCUGCUGCUGAAAAAGGAAAACGAGGACGAAGCCGCCCAAGAGGAAUUGGCUUUGCGCAUCAAGAAGGAGGAAGAGCAGGAGCAGGAUCUGGCUCAGCAGCAAAACGAUGCGGAAGGUAGGGAUGACGAGGAAGGCGCUGAGGACGAGGACGAUGACCCUCUGCGGGAAAUCCGUGAUGCAGUGAAUCGCUAUCACGCCGGAAGCUACAGUCCGCGUUACAUACGCGAAGAGGACUUCACGGGCCGUCGGCUACAAACGGAGGAAGACGAGGAUGAGCAGGCCGAUGGCGUUCUCUACGACGAGGAUGACGACGAACGGAGAAUCCAAACGCAGAGGCAGCAUGUACUGCAUCCCGAGCGGGCCGAGACCAACCAGUUGACGGCCCAGGAAGUCAAGAUGCGGAACGAGGCCCGCCAGGGCAUGCAGGGUGACGAGGCGGAGUUCAGUGUGGAGACCACACUGGAUGCAGUGCCGCAGCUGGCCACCGACAAGUACCGGCCGCGAAAGCCGCGCUACUUCAACCGUGUGCACACCGGCUUCGAGUGGAACAAGUACAACCAGACGCACUACGACAUGGACAACCCGCCACCCAAGAUUGUCCAGGGCUACAAGUUCAACAUCUUCUACCCGGAUCUAAUGGAUAAGUCGCAGACACCGCAGUAUUUCCUAACGCCCUGCCCCGACAACGGCGACUUUGCUGUCCUGCGCUUCCACACGGGUCCUCCCUACGAGGACAUUGCCUUCAAGAUUGUCAACCGCGAGUGGGAGUUCAGCUACAAGCGGGGAUUCCGCUGCCAGUUCCACAACAACAUCUUCCAGUUGUGGUUCCACUUCAAGCGAUAUCGCUACAGGAGGUGAAGGACAUGCGCCUCCUGCCCGCAAUUCGAAAUGGAAAUCCGGAUGGAUUAUCUUUAUCUAUUAUCUCUUUUUUUUUGUAAACAUUUUGUUGUCCG
Drosophila bipectinata is the source of this 2326-nucleotide messenger RNA. It is a transcript of the gene cactin, whose product is annotated as cactin, spliceosome C complex subunit. Gene Ontology annotation, molecular function: protein binding. Gene Ontology annotation, biological process: mRNA cis splicing, via spliceosome. Lineage: Eukaryota; Metazoa; Arthropoda; Insecta; Diptera; Drosophilidae. The record is from RefSeq and is a predicted model, not a curated record. Gene Ontology annotation, cellular component: spliceosomal complex; cytoplasm.